AUGUCUACGGAUCCAGCAGCGGUGCCUACCGAAGGCUUAGGGGAUUCUGAACCCAAGCCCGACAACGCCCGACGUGCCUCUGCUGCCAAUAGACGGUCGCGUCGGACCGAACCCAAGCCCAAAAAAGAGAAAGAAGCCAAGGAGAAGCCAGCUCGAGCGACGCGUCGACCGCGGGAAAAAUCCACAACGACCGCCGCGUCUCGAAAGAAGGCCAAGUUGGAGCCCUCGACUGAUGGCACAGUGGAUGUGGCCGACGCCCGCAGCCCGGUCGAAGUAGUGACAGCACAGCCAACUCAACCCCAAUCCAUCCAGUCAAUUCAGUCAAUCCAGUCCGCUCCGCCAGCUCAACCAGCUCAACCAGCCCAAUCACCGUACUCACAAAGCCCACAUCCCACAGCCCCGGGAGCUGCAUACCAGCUGUCCCAACCGCUGCAACCCCCGCGUCCGCAAUCACAACCGCCAGCGCCACCACCACAAGCGCCUCAAAGGACCAGUGGACAAAACUUCGACCCGAUCCGAUCUGCCUUUGACAACCCUUCUCCGGCUCCAGCAUACAGCCCUCCGAUUCACGCAGUCUCGCCCCAUACCGCUUAUCGCGCCAGUGCAUCGCCAGCCAUUUCGAGCAUUAUCGAUCCUCCUCAAACCUCCCAACCUAUCUACACUCCCCUUCAACGUACCUCCUCUGGCCAUGUCUCUGGUCUGUCUUCACCCGCACCGCCGGCAAUGGCUCCCACGCCUACCCACCCAUCCCUAGCCCCAUCGCCCCUCCCCGUCUCGUCGCCUUCUCAUGGAGCUGUGCACACACCACACGCCUUCGCCCAACCCAAUCACUACACAACCCCAUACCCACCUACGGAGCAGCGGCCAGGGCAGUCACAACCUCCAACCCUUGAGCUUUCUCCUCCUGCUAUGCGCCAAUUCCAACCCCAACCUCAAUCCCACGCGCAACCGGAAGUGGCAGUGCAGCCGACCCCGCCCAAACCCCAGCAGUCCGAGAGCAUGGAACUGGAUCCAAAGGAACAACCAAAGGAGAAACCCAAGGAACAACCACAGGAGCAAGCAAAGGAACAAUCCACUCCUGCCACCAAGAAGGAAAAAGGAACGGCGACUCCUGCCUCCAAGGCUUCAUCGCCUAAACCGGCUCGGCCUGCCAAAGAGACCCCACAACUACCGCAAGGCUCUGGCCUGAUCAGCAACGCCCUCUUUGGAGUAGAUGAAUCUGCCAAAUCGCCAGACUCGCGCAGCACCCCGAAUAUCAUUGUCCACGUUCCCCUAGGAAAGGGAAACCAGAUUGUAAAUUUCGCACGACUGGCCGAAGAACAAUAUGGUUUCGCGGCUUUACAUCCACGUCUGGCUGCCCACAAAGCGCGCCUGGCCCGCGUGGCAGCUGCUGGGGCUGCAUUAGAGCGCAACGACAAAAACGCCAAGGGCAUUUCCGCUGGCGAAAGUGCCGACGAAGAUCUGAGCCUGGAUGCUGAGCGUGAUAGCGAUGUUGAUGGUGAUGUUACGAUGGGUGGCACUGGCCUCGGAACAAACGGUGCUCCCUCUGAAGCAAGUGACGGGAAGAAGAAGCGCCGCAAGAAGGUCGAAGAAUAUGACCGUGACGACCCCUUUGUUGAUGAUAGUGAGAUGGUCUGGCAAGAGCAGGCUGCUGCUAGUAAGGAUGGUUUCUUUGUCUACAGUGGGCCACUGGUACCAGAGGGAGAGAAGAUCCAAGUGGAGCGGGCCGAUGGUACCAUCAAACGCGGUCGCGGCCGCGGCCGAGGAACAGGCCGGGGUCGUGCGGUGGCUUCUCACCCUCACGUCCCCAUCGCCGCAGCUGUGCCCAUUUCCCAGGAUACCGGUCUCCCGCUACGCGGACCCGGUUCACGAGGUGGCACCACGCGCCGUCCUCGUGGCAGUAAGAAGGCUGAUGUCGAGAAGCACGCUGAUCGCAACGGCACCACUGCCUCCGCCGCACAGGAAGGCCGUGGUGGUCGUGGCGGCGGCGCUGCCAGCUCUGGUCGUGGUGGAAGCUCUAGCGCUCGAGGCGGGAAAACUUCUGCUCCUGUGUCUACUCCCUCCAUCCCGAUGCCGGAGCUUGCGCCGUCGCCUUCGACGCCUACUGCUGCUCCUCCUGCUCUUUCUCCUGCUCCUGCUCCUGCUCCGCCUGGUCCUAGCCCUCUGGCUGGACCCGAGCUUAUGAUGAAAUAG
This is a messenger RNA of Penicillium nucicola, 2193 nucleotides long. RefSeq lists its product as uncharacterized. The coding region runs from base 1 to 2193 and encodes 730 amino acids. The transcript is spliced from 2 exons. The record is from RefSeq and is a predicted model, not a curated record. NCBI's taxonomy places the organism in Eukaryota, Fungi, Ascomycota, Eurotiomycetes, Eurotiales, Aspergillaceae.